Molecule: messenger RNA, 2125 nt
Organism: Acaulospora colombiana
Lineage: Eukaryota; Fungi; Glomeromycota; Glomeromycetes; Diversisporales; Acaulosporaceae
Source: the annotation of a GenBank genome assembly
UCAACUGCCCGAAAUCGAUAAAGGUUUAUUCUCAUGGAUUCGACCAUCACUAUCCGUUCCCGAAUCAUUAUUAAUCGAAAGGAUUGGAUUAGAUGCUGCAGUAUUCUUGCGCUUUAUAGUCAUGUGCAGAAAUAUAUUCUUUUGGUUAUUUCUGCUGGGAUUUAUUGUGAUCAUACCAAUUAAUGUUUAUGGAACAAAGCAAGAUCAAGGAACAUUUCCUGAAACUAUGAAUCCAAUUGAAUAUCUUAGCAUUACUUUCUUAAAGGCGCAAAAAUGGCUCGUGGCCCACACGAUCUUCACAUGGGUAUUCUCUUUUAUAGUUUACUAUCACCUCUACAAACAAUAUCGGGAAUUCGCCGAACUUAAGCAAGAUUAUUUUAAAUCCACGAAUUACCAAGACUCCUUGCAUUCUCGAACUCUGAUGGUUUUGAAUAUUCCUCCGGCCAUAACAUCCGAGCAAGAAUUGGGUGAUUUUAUUGAAUCGCUAAAAUUAGACCACCCUAUUUCACAAAUGUGUAUUGGACACAGGGUGGGCGACUUGCCGACUUUGGUGAAAGAACAUGAUCACGCUGUUAGAGAGUUGGAAAAGAUACUGUGCAAGUACUUCAAAGGCCGACCCACUCAUCUGGCGGAUGUCAUGGAUCGCGUUGCACACUCCGCGGCUAAGCAUAUUAGGCACCGUCUUGCGGCUCCAAAGUUGAUACUAGCUCCAUUACCCAAAGAUAUUGUUUGGAAUAACUUGCCGUUGGUCGGGACUGCUAAAGGUGAGCAUUCUUUCGGGUUUGUAAAAACGAAAUUCAUCGCGACUGAUCUUGACUUAAAACACAGGAGCACGAAGGUUGAUUGGCUAUGCUAUGUUCGUUGGCCUAUGAUGAGUACUGAAAUGACCGAUACAAUGACAAAACAUUGGGUUUUCGUUGCUCUUAUGGAAUCAUGGAUCACUCCGUUUCUCAUGUCCGUAUUCUUUGUAAUAUUACCCAUCCUUCUACGGACACUCGCUCGAUUUCAGGGCAAAAUCACAGAAUCCUCUUUAGAGCGAUCCACACUGGCAAGGCUUUACCUAUUCUUCCUCUUAAAUAACGUGAUAAUUUUUACCGCCUUCACCACCAUUUAUGAUAUCGCCACGCAAAUAAAAGCUAUCAUUGAUAGUGGCGAUACAGACGUUCGAGAUUUCUUCAGCGUCCUCCAAAAUUCAAAUUUACUUGAGCGAAUUAUCGAAUCAAUAAUCAGGGUGUCUACUUUCUGGAUCAAUUAUAUUUCAUUGAGAGGUGCGGGAACUCUGAUAGAAUUGGCGCAAUUUGCUGUAUUAUUGAUCAAGAAGAUCAAGAUACUCCUUACCACUGAAACACCGAGAAAUAAGAAAGAACUAUCUCGCCCACCCGACUUUAAAUAUGCCGUCUACUAUAAUUUACAUUUAUUCAUCUUUACGAUUGUGAUGUUGUACAGUGUGAUUGCGCCAGUGAUUCUGAUAUUUUGUUUGCUGUAUUUCGAGUUGGCUUAUUUAACCUAUAAAUAUCAAUUAAUUUUUGUGUAUACGACAAAAGCUGAAAGCGGUGGCACAUUUUGGCGUGUACUAUUUAACAGAAUGAUCAUCUCCACCAUCUUCUGGCAACUGGUGAUGAUCGGAGUUAUAAACAUGAAGGGUGCUCAUUUUCAAUCCAUAGUCCUCAUCCCAUUGCCGGUGAUGACCGUCUUCCUGAAAAUCCUGUGCAGUCGUUCCUUCGAUGCAAAGAUACAUUACUAUACUCCCGACAGAUCCUCCGACACAGAAGUACGAGUGAACGCGAAUAAAGAAAUGGAAGAUCCUUAUCAUCAACGUGAUAAGAUAUCGAUUCGAUUUGGACAUCCAGCGUUAAUGGGCGAACUUAUAAAACCGAUGUUAAGCUCUAGUCAUAAAAUAUUUUUGGACAAGAUUUAUGAUGGACGCAUGGAAGAUGUCGAGGGAGAAAAACAUGGGAGACUAGUAAAAUCAACAAAGAUCACUGCCGGCACGAACGUGAUUGAAAUUGUGACGGUGGAUGAUUCGGAUUUAAAUAUCAAUGAGGAAUAUAUGGAAGAAUUGAAGCGGGGAUAUUAUUAUAAUUACGAGGCCACACGCGAACCUCUGCGUGUUCAAGAGGAAUGA